Nematolebias whitei (Rio pearlfish) is the source of this 3769-nucleotide messenger RNA. It is a transcript of the gene cxadr, whose product is annotated as CXADR Ig-like cell adhesion molecule. NCBI's taxonomy places the organism in Eukaryota, Metazoa, Chordata, Actinopteri, Cyprinodontiformes, Rivulidae. Gene Ontology annotation, molecular function: cell adhesion molecule binding. The coding region runs from base 141 to 1268 and encodes 375 amino acids. The transcript is spliced from 7 exons. The record is from RefSeq and is a predicted model, not a curated record. Gene Ontology annotation, biological process: homotypic cell-cell adhesion. Gene Ontology annotation, cellular component: intercalated disc; bicellular tight junction; basolateral plasma membrane.
CAGAGCGGCGGCGGGAGGAGGAGGCGGAGUGGAGCGUGGAUGCUUUGGUGGAGCCGAGAGGUGCUCGCGUUUCACUCGAUACCGACGCAACUUCUUGGAACAAGUUUGUCGAAAGACCCGCUGGAAUCGCUCCAAGCAGAAUGGAGGCUUCGCCGCCCCGACUCUUCUUCGCGGCGCUGACUCUCCUGACAGCCCUGGCCUCGGGUUUGGAGAUCACGUCUACAGGAACGACGCCCAUAAAGAUGGCCAGUGGUCAGAGUGUGAAGCUGGAAUGCCAGUUCACCCUAGCCCCAGAGGAUUCUGGACCACUGGAUAUUGAAUGGAGCUUGGUGGCUGCCGACAACCAGAACAAGGAUGAAGUGGUGAUCCUGUACUCGGGCGACAGGGUAUACGAGGACUACUACAAACCCAUGAAGGGCCGGGUUCACUUCAGCUCAAGCGACCCAAAGACGGGCGACGCCUCAAUCAAUCUGACGGGGCUGAAGUCGUCCGACUCGGGCACCUACCAGUGCAAAGUGAAGAAGGCUCCUGGUAUCGGCAGCAAGAAGAUGCAGCUGAUUGUCAUGGUGCGUCCGUCUAAGCCGAGGUGCUACACUGAAGGUAGCACAGAAGAAGGCAAAAACAUUGUGCUACGCUGCACAACCGCUGAGGGAACCAAACCUAUGCAGUACAAAUGGGAGAAACUCACCGACAGCAAGCUGCUGCCUGCCUCUGCCGUUUUAGAUCCUGUUGAAGGUACCAUCAAUGUGAGGAAUGUCUCUGCCAGUGCAUCCGGGACUUACCGCUGUGUUGCCAGCAACAGUGUUGGCACGGAGGAAUGUUUACUCAGUCUCAACGUGACGCCUCCUCCGAACACUGCCGGCAUCGUUGCGGGAUCCAUCAUAGCCGUUCUGUUGAUCCUCCUCAUCAUCGCCAUCGUCCUUUUCUGCCUGCUCCGUGCUCGUAACAAGAGGAAAUACGAAAAGGAAAUUUGCAACGAGAUACGAGAGGAUGUGCCCCCUCCCAAGAGCCGCGCUUCAACAGCACGCAGUUUCACCAUGGGCAGCCAGCGCUCCUCCCUAGGAUCCAUGUCGCCUUCCAACCUGCACGAGUACGCCCUGAAGACUCAGUACGACAAGAUUCCCUCAUCGGAGGAGUACGAGAGGCCCCCGAGCCACGCACCGCUAGCCCCGCCCUCUGCCAUCAGGAUGGCUGGCCCCAACCUUAGCCGCAUGGGGGCCAUCCCUGUCAUGACCCCUGCCCAGAACAGGGACGGCUCCAUCGUCUAACGCCUUCUCCUCUUAUGCAGGGACUCCGGACACUAGCCACUGAAGAUGGAGCAAGAGGUUGGGUGGAGUGGGGGUGGGCUAGCACGCCUGACAUUUUGCUCUUUAUUAUUUACAAAUGGGGUGGGGGGUCCUCCCCUUCUGAGGGCCUCACUGCUGUGAGAAGUUGUGCUGUGCUGGAAUCUGCGCACAUGAACUUUUUAUCGAAUACAAAAACAAGUUAUGCAUUUAAUGUCCGGUGUUUUUCCACAGGAGCAUGUGUCGGUGUGGAUGUCCAGCAGAGAGGUCCUCAUGAGGCGCUGCUGGACAUAAGUGCAUGUUUUGCUCUCACUUCGUUGGCUCUUGUCCAACUUUGCUGUGCGUUUCCAACAGAUCCAAACCCUUGAUUGGCAAACAUCUGCAUCCAGCUGCAGCUGUGCAAUGUGUGGAAGGUGCAAACGGACGUUUGGACAAAUCAAAGCUUAUUUAAAUCCUCAUGUAACAUAACCGUCUGCCAGCUAGUGCAGUUUUAUAUCGUUUAGUUUAUUUACUUUCAAAACUUUAUUGUCACGGACGUUUUUACUUUUUCAUGCAAAUGACUCAUUAGAAUAAAUUUGGUGUAAUUCUUGAAGCAAGCGAAGACCUGAUCAGCUGCUUUCUGUUGGGUUGUUUCAAGUGCUCCCUCUGAGUUUACGUGGGGGGGGUUAACGAGUAAGGACUGGCUGGUGUUGAGGCGGGGGCUCUUGCACCACGUGUUGUGAUUGGACGAUUAAUGCUUUGUGAGCAGGCAGAGCCGGCGUCCAUCCUCCUCUGCAGAAGUUUCAGAAGGCAUGGCAGCUGAACUGCAAGGGUCACCGAGCAAUCGGCCUUGAUUGUGUUUGACGGUUUAAAGGCCCCUGACCUCAAAGACAGCCAGGACAAGCCCCCUCCCCAUCACAUCAGCAGGCCAAAGCACUAAUUCCUAAUUUAUUGUUGUUCUGUGCAGCAGCCGGAUCCUGCAGGUUUGUUGUUGCACUUCCAGGAGGCCGUACCCUGAUUGACCUCUGUAGUCCAUGUGAAACCUCUGAAGGCCCAUGUUGCAUUAAGUUGAGAUUUUAUUGAAGGAUGUUAAUCACGGGUGAAUGAAGGAAGUUCCCACAGUGGAACGACAGGCCGUGGACUACGGUUUCUCUCUACAACCUUGUUUGACCUUGGUUUGUGUUCUCAGGCCUGUUUUAUCAUAAACCAGACGUUUGGAUUAUUUGAUACCAAACUAUUAUUCUUCUGAAGACUAAUCUGUUUUUAUUGAACAGCAUGGUUCCACAGAUAGCAGUUUGUUGUUUCUUUACUCUGAUGCCUUAUUUUAGCCUUACGCUCUUCCCCGUCAGUUCUCCACUGAUCACAUGAUCUCUCGUGCCCUGCCUGAGUGAAGCUGUGCUCCGCGCAGCAUCGCUCUUCAUCUUCAGGACGGGAGCAGUCACUGCACAACGAGCCUGUCCUCGACUGGAUCUACUUAUUGUUGGAUUUUAAUUAGUCUGACAGUUUGAACCUUUUAUUUUUCUGUUCCGUUUGCGUGUUAAAACUGUGUUACUGUAGAAGUAGUAAUUGAUGUACUCUCUCUUAGGAAAUAUGUGGCUCUGCUUCUCAAAUACUCGUUAAAGUGUCUGUAUCCAGCCCCGACGCUGAGCGGAGGUGGUCUGCGUCACUAAGCUGCGGCUGUUAAAUACUCAGCUUUGUGUUGCAGCCUCGCUGCGUUCUGAGUGUUUGUGACGAUCAACUGUUGCACAGCUGGUUUUUGUGUGCAUGGCUUCAGAACUAUUCUAGACUGUGCAAAUAAUUUCUUUGCCUCAUUCCACUCGCUUUACACCCACCUCUGCCCCCGCGUUUACGAUUUACUCUCCUGGACCAGGCUUCGAGGGAAGACGAGCAGAUUUGGAUCAGGCUUCAGUAAUUGUCAUUGAUCUUUUCUGUGCGUUUUAGACCUGGACAUGUUUCCUGUCGGGGAGAACUCCUGACUGCACACGUUUUUUUUGUGCCACUGUGACUCGAGCAAGGAAAUUAAGAACCAGCGCAAAUGCUUCGAGACAGUUUAGAGACUCCCUCGCAGAUGCAACCUGCCAACUCGUCGCAGCCCGACGAGAUACUUCCUUGAGAAAAUCCAGCGUUUAACAGAAGAACGGGGGUUAGCACAGUGACGAAGCUUCCUGCUAAGAUUUCACGUCACUUAUUUGGUGAAGGCAAAAAAUGACGUGAGCAAAAAUAACCCUCGGUCGGUUGUAAUUUGCCACCAUGCUGUGAAUGUGAGUUCAUGUGAGCGGCUGCGUUGUGCACAAACGCUCAGAAUGGGUCCUUGUAGAAAGUCUAGUUCCUCGUCGCCUGCUGUCAGAGCAGCGCUCCAGAUGUGGUCCUGUUACUCUGUAGACGUUAACUACUAACAAUAUUAACAAUAGCUUUAACAUGGGUAUGCUUCUGCUGUAUGAAGACUCGGCUGAGGUGCACACCACAUUCUCUUUGUGUGUAUUUUUGUGCUGUAUUUUUGAAUAAUA